Dermacentor silvarum is the source of this 467-nucleotide messenger RNA. RefSeq lists its product as uncharacterized. The transcript has 3 exons. The record is from RefSeq and is a predicted model, not a curated record. The coding region runs from base 7 to 354 and encodes 115 amino acids. Lineage: Eukaryota; Metazoa; Arthropoda; Arachnida; Ixodida; Ixodidae.
UGUACCAUGCGCUUCGCGUUAGCAGUCUUGUGGGCUUGGCUCACGCAGCUGUACCAUCUUUCCGACGGGGUGUUCAUUACGGACAUCGUGCCCGUAGAUAGCUUGGGUGACUGUUUGGUCAAUGGAGAAACAGCUUUUCAUGGCAGAGAAUACAACGUCGACACGCCAUGCGAGCGCUGGUUCUGCAGAGGCCCGAUGAAUAAAACUCACGGCGAGCUAGUUCGUGAACCUUGCCGGAAGCCAGAACCACCAAAUCGUUACUGCAGGAUAAUAAAACGCCGAGCCCGGUUUCCUCAUUGUUGCCCUCGUAGAAAGUGUCGCCUUGAUGGUUGGUCCGAUGAAAAGUAUGAGUGACUAGCCUCGAAUUGCCGUGCCUUGGAGGGCGAUGAAUCUAUGCAACAAGACAUGAGAUACGUGACCGAGAGACCUGUGGAGAAACGCGUUAAUAAAAAUAUUCUUGAACUUUA